CAGAUAGUUGGAGUAGACACUCUUCUGCUUCCUGCCUUCCUGCCUGCCUCGCUCGCUUUGCUCUGUGGCCGAGAGAGAGACGCAGAGAGAAAAUCCCUGUCUAGGCAUGGACCUCCGGCUGCAGCACUCGGCAGCUCGCGAGGAAUGACAACAGUUCACAUGGUCAUUAACUCCAGUCGCCGAGGCUGACGGGAGAGCUGCGCUGUAGCUCAGUGUCACAGAAGCUCAGGGUGCCUCCUGUGCUUGGGACAACUGACAGACAGAGGCACUCAGCAGAGCUACUGGAUCCAGUGGAACGAGAUCGCUGACAGAAAGUGCCUUGUGAGACAACAUCCCUACUUGAAGAUCCUCGAGUGUCACCGAAGAGCUCCAGAUUUUACCCUCUGCGGUCGUGACAGGACACGGCUCAGCUGCAAGCACCCCUGACCUUUGGUUUGUCCUUACCUGCGCUCUGCGUGAGGAAACUCUGAGUUAGGAGGCGGAGCUGCUGCACUGUUGGCCAAGCUGCCAAAGCUCAGAGAGAGUACAGACUGAAGACUCUAAACAAUAGAAGCCACAAACUUUGUGUUGUCCUGAACUGUGCCAUUGUACCUCAAAAUAGCACCACUUUUGUUCCCCAACAUCCGCCCUUGUGAAGAUAUCAUCACUCAUACGAAGGACAUUUUGGGGACAUUGGUUAAACCAGUAGAGCUUGUCUCCGAGCAUGCCCCCUCUGCCUUGUCAGAGGUCUGCACCUGAGACUUGCUGAUUGAUGAACAAUUAGCUCUUUGACUGACAAACUCCACAAUAACUCAAUAGUGCAGUCCCAUGCUCAGGUCACAGAGACUUUGCCAGACCAUUACCUCCAGUUUCCUGUCUGCAAGGACAAAUCUAAUUCACUGACCUGAAGCAGAUCAUUAAUAGCUACAUGUCCCAUCAGUUUUAGUUGUUUUUAUUUUUUUAAUUUUUCUUUUUUUUUUUUUUACUGGAACACUCUGAAAGACCUCCUCAGAGGAUAGCCUUCUCCUUAAACCAAGUGGCUCCACUCCAUCCCGGCUCCACAGCCAGUGCUGUUGACAUGGCUCUAAACAUUGCCUCGAUACGGGACACAAAAUGGCUGACCCUGGAAGUGUGCCGACAGUUUCAGAGAGGGACUUGUUCACGCAGUGAUGAAGAAUGCAAAUUUGCCCAUCCACCUAAAAGCUGCCAGGUGGAGAAUGGGAGGGUGAUCGCCUGUUUUGACUCGUUAAAGGGCCGCUGCACGCGAGAGAACUGCAAAUACCUCCACCCGCCCGCUCACCUGAAGACCCAGCUGGAGAUCAACGGGCGAAACAACCUGAUCCAGCAGAAGACAGCGGCCGCCAUGUUGGCCCAGCAAAUGCAGUUCAUGAUCCCCGGCACCACCAUGCAGCCUGUGCAGACGUUUCCAGUCAGCCAGGGCCUGGGUUCCAGCACAGGUCUGAGCUACACGCCUUACCUGACCCCGAUGUCCCACAGCAUGAGCCUGGUGCCCACAGACAUCCUGCCCAGCACCCCCGUUAUCGUCCCCGGCAGCCCGCCCGUCUCCAUGACCGCCGGCUCCUCCUCCAACCAGAAACUUCUGCGUACUGACAAACUGGAGGUUUGCCGCGAGUUCCAGCGGGGCAACUGCGCCCGGGGCGAGACGGACUGCCGCUUCGCCCACCCCAGCGACAGCCCCAUGAUCGACACCAGCGACAACACGGUCACCGUCUGCAUGGACUACAUCAAGAGCCGCUGCUCGCGUGAGAAGUGCAAGUACUUCCACCCCCCGGCCCACCUGCAGGCCAAGAUUAAGGCCGCCCAACACCAGGCCAACCAGACAGCUGUGGCUGCACAAGCCGCCGCCACAGCUGCAGCCAUGACUCAGUCGACUGCCAAAGCAAUGAAGCGACCCCUCGAGGCAACUGUAGACCUGGCGUUUCCCCACGGCGUCCUCCAGCCCCUACCAAAGAGACCAGCACUUGAGAAGAGCAACGGAGCGAGCUCCCUGUUCAACCCCAGUGUUUUGCACUACCAGCAGGCGCUGGCCAACGCACAGCUCCAGCAGCCCGCUUUCUUUCCCACAGGGUCAGUCUUGUGCAUGACUCCUGCUAGCAGUCUUGUCCCAAUGAUGUACAGUGCUACGCCUGCUACUGUCUCUGCAGCAACAACUCCUGCCACAAGUGUCCCCUACGCAGCAACAGCACCAGCCAAUCAGAUCAUCCUGAAGUAAGCGUUGGGAAGGGAACGGAGUGUCACGAAGCUGCACUAGGAAACCCAAAACAGCCCCUCUGUAAAUACUACCUUACCUCUCCCAUAGAGGUCCAGCAACCUGCAUGCUAAGAGUGUAACACUUCAAUUUAACCGUAAGAACUGCAGUGCCGGUGUAACACACACAGAAAAAAAACAACAAUAUAUACUGUAUGUAUUGCUAGAAAAAAAACUGUUAACACGAAAAAGUCAAAAAUAUUCUUAUGUAUAGUACAUACAUAGCACUAUAGAGGUCAUUUAACAACCCAGAACACCAUGGAUCCCCUCUCUCUCUCUCUUGCAUAUUUAUUCUAAAAACCUCUGCACAAAGUUCAUCCCUUUGGUUCGUAAAAAAGGAAAAUCAGUUUGAUUUACACUAUAUGACACGUAUAGUGCUUAACGCUGAAGCGGGAAGAGUGACAGAAAACCCAGGCACAACCACACCUACGCACUCGGCGCUUUCAGGAGGGGUUUUUGCGGUCUUUUGCUUUUUCUCUCUCUCUACAAAGUUGAAUGUCCUUGGGGCAGACGGGCUCAUGUUUUCUUAAUACGACUGUCCCUGCGAAGGGUUCCUCCGUGACCCUCAUCUGCCCCAGAUGCUGUUAAGAUGCCAUGUCGAAGCUUACCCUCCCUUCCCCUCCUUCCUCCUUCCCUGCCAACUUUUCAUCUCCAGAAACAUCUUGCCAAAGUCGCGGCUUGGAAGGAGUCCGCCGAAUCAACCUGCCAGAAAGCAGAGCCACAUUUAAACACCCCUCCUAAUGUUUCUUUUUUUUUUCAAACACAACUCAUUCGCCCUUUAUUUGUUGUGCUGCUGGGUUCAGAUUGGAUUUUUUUGGGGGGGACAGGGGGACGACGGCGCCCAGUGUUGACGGAAGAUAGUCGUGGCCAUUACCCAGAAGCCUAAAGGCUCGGCUCCGUGCCAAGGGCUCAACAAAGCUUGAGGGUUUGUUCCAGACAUACCAAGCCUUGUGUGUGUGUGUGUGUGUGUGAGUGUGUGUGUUCGUAUCUGGAUGGUCUGCCGGCAGACUGGGACUUGAAGUGAGGUCUAAGCAGGUGAUGGCAACACCAGGAGAGUUUUCCUCGGGGGGUGCGGGGAGGGAUUUAAGUGCUAAGACUUAACAAAAAAAACUGAAAAAAAACAACAAAAAAAAACAGUGCAUUUGACGACACACUCGUCAAGCAAAAAGAUGACUUGAACUUCGACUGGAGGGCUAUCCGUGACCGUCGGUUGUCCUGUCCAACCCUACUAUCACCGAUAAUCCUGUUCCAUUUUAGAAAAAAAAAACUGUAGAAGUGCCUAAAAAAUGCUCAUCAACAACACAUCCGAGAGUGUAUCACUUAAAAAGUCACACACACAAACAACACCCGGUCGUCAGAAGCCGCAUGGACUUUUUUUCCGGGACAAAAAAAACCCCAGACGUUUUGGAAGCAGUUUUCUAUCGAACGGCUCAUUAACAUCACAAGUGACUUAAUCGAAAAGAAAUUAAAGAAACGACAAAUCAAAAAAUAGCUUUGUAGAAUGUUUGGUGUACCAUCGUUUCUUACCAUGGUUUGAGUAGUUUACAUGAGGAACAUGAGUGAGAUUAAGAAAAAAAAACGUAUUGUAAACUGUGUAAUGUAUGUAAAAGUGUCUCUUAUUUUGAGAGUUUAUAUUCAUGGUUCUAGAAAUGUAUUCAAAGUUAUUUAAAAAUUUGUGUCGUGUCUACUAUCAAGGUAUGUUUGAACCCCGCCCUGACCCUCCACCACCUCCACCACCUGGAACAAUCAUUCGUUUCUCAGCCAACGUCACAAAAAUCUUUCAUUUUUUUAACGAACAGCGGCGCGUUUUAACUAAAUUUUACUUCCCAUUCUCUCAAAAUUCUGAUGUAAUUUCAUGGUGCUUGAUUAACAUCGACAAUCCACAAUCGUACAUUUAUUUUCUUCGGUUUCAUUCACUUCGAUUGUCUUCAUUAUGAUGUGUGUGUAAUAUUUGUGGAAGGUGGUGAAAGUUCUAUUUUGUUGUAAUUUAUCUUACGUUACUCUUGGUCAAACUUUAGUCGGAAAAACAAACAAAAAAAAUGUUGUAAACUAUUCUAUUUUGAAAUGAAUGUAAUUUAUUGAGCUGUGCUACGUUCUGCACGGUUGGUCAUUUCAAGGUCUAACCUGUCAGGUCAGCCAAUGAGAAGCCGCACACGUCUGAGGGGCGGGGCUUCAAAACCCGCCAAUAGGAAAGCUACUGGAUCUCUCUUGCCUUCUCAUUGAUUUAAAAAAACAAAAAGAUCACGGGUGUUGCAGUAAUGAGCAUAGUUAUAGAGUUGCUUGUGUUGUUGGACAAAAAAAAUGUUUAUUGUAUAGAUGACAUUUUACCAAAAAAAGCAAAGAAAAUUUCAAAAAAGAUGUACUUUUCACUCUAGUAUAAUAGUAUUUCAUAACAAUAUUAAGUUGUUGCUGUGGCAACCAAACGUUGCAAUUACUAAAGUUCGGUAUUUUUGUAAAUGACAUUAUUGUUCAGUUGAUUUUUUUUUGUUUCUUUUUUGCUAGAACACUGUACACAAGGUAGAUUGUAAAGAAGAUACGAACAUUUCUUAUUCUUCACUGAGAUUAUGACAAUGACCUAAUAUUUUCAUUAGUGAAUAACAGCCUCUAUAGUGCUGUGACUGUAACACUUAUAGAUUUAAAGUCAUCAAUGUUACAUAGAUUGCAUAUAAAUAUAUAUAAAUAUAUAUAUAAGAACUAAAUAAUCUAUAAAUUAAUAAGCUCAGAUGUACAACUCUUCCCCCGACAAAGGACCUCUGGGUUCCACACUUUUAUUUGAGGCGUAUGUAUCACUAGAGUUUAGGAUUGCACUUUCAUAUUGUUUAAAGAUCUGUUUUUUCAUUUCCUUCAAGGGUUUCCGAUCUCUGCGCCAUCAAUCAAAAGCAGAUCCUACAUUUUGCAUGGGAAAACGAUAUUUUCUUUUUCUUACUAAAAUAAUAACGUACUGAAUGUUUCCAGUGAAAAAAAAUGUCUGUACACAAAAAUGUCCCCACGAUGCCCUUGUGUAUGGAAUCCUCUUGAGAUGUAAUGUUUUGUUUUUCUUUCUUUUAUUUUGAAAUGUGUUGGCAGUGAUGGUAAAAUGAAAAAAAAAAUGUAAGCACUUUCUGAGCAGUUGGUCAACUGAGCAGACUCAGCUUAUCCAAACACUUUGCCUUAUCUUGAGUCCAUCGUGCUUAAGGUUUUAUGUUUUUAAGAGCUCUUAUAAAUUUUAUUGAAGGGACUCCAGCUGGUCUCUCUCUUCUCAAAUCCCUUCGGAGUUUCAUUUCAGAUGUGUAUCUUUAAAUCGGAAAAUCAUUUUUUAAGGUUUUAACGUGUGCGUCGCAAGGCCAAAAAGAAAAAGGAGGGUGGCUGCAGCAGAGCGAACAGUCACUUUUGGAUCUAUAAUGACAUCUUUUUCGCCCCAUUGCCUUACAAUGGAAGCGUUUGAAGCGUGUGAUCCACAGCUUUAGCCAGCAGAGGGCGCUACACUGGAGACUAACUGGACCGUUGCAGUUUCCCAACAAGACAUGAAGACAAAUUGACAAAAAAAAAGACCCUCAUCGGAUUUACAGUUUCAGUGUAAUCAUUUUUAAAUGUAUUCUUUUGCAUAUAUUUUGUGCUAUUUUAUGUUUCUAUAGUCAAAAAUGUUUCUUUGGUUCCAGCAGGAUAGUGUAAAAUCUAUUGAAAGAAAGAAAUAAAGAAAAUCAAAGGAA
This is a messenger RNA of Amphiprion ocellaris (clown anemonefish), 5936 nucleotides long. RefSeq names its product muscleblind-like splicing regulator 2 (gene mbnl2). The coding region runs from base 1058 to 2212 and encodes 384 amino acids. The record is from RefSeq and is a predicted model, not a curated record. Gene Ontology annotation, molecular function: metal ion binding. Lineage: Eukaryota; Metazoa; Chordata; Actinopteri; Pomacentridae. The transcript has 10 exons.